UCUUAUCCAAGGUGUGGUCUUUUAUUAACUCAGAUGUUCUGCCAGUUCACACCCACUGGACAACCAGGGACAAGAUGUGACAUGGAAACAUGUGGUGUAAGUAGGAGCAGAAGACAUGUAUCUAACCUGAACAUACCUGGAACUUGACACUUUUAAGCAAAUUCCUCCUCUCCACUCUCGAGCUGCCUCCAACUCAAUGAAGCUUGGAUGUCUCACCAGCUUGAUACCCUCUGAAUUUGCAGGCAGUGAUUCUGGAGUUCUAUCACCCUCUUCCUAGGACCUUUCUCCACAUCAGUCAUGGUCUUGGUCUCCUAACUGUGUCCUGGAACCUGGGCACUAAGCUUUGCAUAAACAAGCAGUUUCUUCAUGAUAUACAUGUGUGGAUAGUCCUGAAACACUCAUCAAGAGGGUAUAUGCAAUUGACAUAGAAUGACCAACACCAAACAGAAUUUUAAGAACAGAGGGACAACUCCUGUGGAGCUCAAUGACUUACUACUAUUCUUUCAGAAAUGGAAAGUAAAAUUAUUUUUGACUGAAGAAAAAUGAUGCAAGUAAAAACACAGAUAUUUACACAGAACAAGCAACUUUCCCUGUAACCUGCCUCCAAAGAAAACAAGAAUUUCCGGGGAAAUGAUAACAGUGGCUAAUGCAUAGUUUCUAAACUUUCAGUCAGAUCCUGGCCUUUGAAGAAAGAAUAAUGAGUGGGGUCAGGAUGGUUCAGCCUGAAAUCUCAAAAUGAUGAUGAAACACAACUCUCUGGGAGACAUCCAUGUUUCCUGUGACAUAAGAACCUAUGUGCUCAGUCGCUCAGUCAUGUCUGACUCUUUGCAGCCGCAUGGACUAUAGCCCGCCAGGCUCCUCUGCCCAUGUUUCCUGACUAUGCUACAAUUGUGGUUUGGAAGAGGCUGUUAUGGGAGCAACCUACAAAAAAAAAAAAAGAAAAAAAAACUGUGGAAUACUCGUGUGUUGGGUGGCAGUAAAUAAGAUGAAGUCUGAGGAGUCAGGUCCAUCGUUCCCUAUUCUUGGAGGCAUUUUGAGGUGUAGUUCCACUUCUGUUGCCUUUUGCCCCUGUGUCAUCAUAUAUCUACAGCCAAUAAUGGAUCACAGAGUCAUUGGAGUAGAGAGCUGGAAGGGCGUUUAGAAAUAAGGCCCAAAGAUUAGACAAUAUAUCUGACAUUUAUAUAUAUAAAUGUCAGAUAAAUAAAAGAAACUAGUCCAAGUCCUUUUCCUCCCUUUCCUUUUCCAGGAGACUACUUUGGGCUGCCAGAACACUGUAUCAAACCUGCUACCUAUCUUAGGGCCUAUCUUUCUGAUGGGAUUUUGAAGGCCCUGGCAGAAAUGGUCUUCCAGAAACAGAGGAAACUAAAAUUUUAUUUAUUUAUUCUUGAGAGCAUGAUUAUAAAACAGAUUGAGGUAAACUGUAACCUCAGAAUGAGGUUGGAUUUAAAUUUAUAGCAAUAAGUAUGAUCCAUCCAUUCAGCUGUCUGUGUGAUUGCAAUAUGUAUAUUCAUCCACUGAAACUAUUUGCUAGGUACCAACUAAGUGCCAGGUACUGCAGAUGUACAAGUCAAUCAAAUGCUUUCUGUCCUGGUGGAACUCACAGAAGCAAUUAGAGGAAGACAUAUGUGGGAACAAACAAAAAAAGUAGUUUUUUUUUCUUUAGUACUAUCAGGUUACAAAGGAGAGAGAGGUCAUUUCUACCUGAGGAGAUGAAGAAUGGGGUCAAGAAAGGCAUUGUAGGAAAAGUAGACCGAAGCUAAGGCUCAGAAAUGAAGUAGGGGUGUCCAGGCUGCUUCAGGCAGAGGACACACUGAGCUGGGACACAAGCAUGAAACAGCAUGAGGAUUUUAAGGCACUGAAUGUAAUUUGUAAUGAGCAAAAGACUCAAGGGAGACUUGGCAAGAAAUGAGGCUGGAUGGAAAGAUAGGUUCAAUGUAAGCACUUUAUAGAAUACUUCUGUUUAAUUUCUGAUUCAAUUAAUCAAAUUUUCUUGGUCAUUUAUUGUGUGUAAGGCACCAAGUACAUCACGGAAAAUUGAUCAGGAUGUGUUGCAAGCACUUUGCAGACAUGACAGUCUUUACCCUCAAGCUUCCCUGUGGCCAAAGGAAAAUAGUGACUGCUUUUCAUAUAUUUGUGUCAGAGUGUUUUGACGUGGUCAUUGAAGACUGAUGUGAGGGCAGUGGGAUUUUCACAGAAGCAUUCCAUGUUGUCAAGAGCCUCUGGGACUUUCUCAACUGUGAAAAAGAAAACUGGAAAUUUUGGAAGACAUGGUGUCCGCAGAGGGGACCCCCAGCACUAUCCAGUCAGGGAAAUUGAGAUAUGCCAACAACAGCAAUUACAAAAAUGAUGUCAUGAUCAGAAAAGAGGCUUAUGUACAUAAAAGUGUGAUGGAGGAACUGAAGAGGAUAAUUGAUGACAGUGAAAUUACCAAAGAGGAUGAUGCCUUGUGGCCUCCUCCUGACCGAGUGGGCCGGCAGGAGCUUGAAAUUGUCAUUGGCGAUGAACACAUUUCUUUCACAACAUCAAAAAUUGGUUCCCUUAUUGAUGUCAAUCAAUCCAAGGAUCCAGAAGGCUUACGAGUAUUUUAUUAUCUUGUCCAGGACCUGAAGUGUUUGGUCUUCAGUCUUAUUGGAUUACACUUCAAGAUUAAGCCAAUCUAGAUGGAACAUUGGUGUGGACACAAGGGGGGUGGGAGUGCUGCUUUUAAUUACCAUUAUCUAGACAUUUUUGUGUAUAUCAGGGCAAUAUUUUUUUUAUAAACUAUAAAUGAUUGUCUUUGAUAAAUACAUAACAAAAUGCAAUUUUUUUUAUUUUAUAAAGACCUGAACAUGUGAA
Bubalus bubalis (water buffalo) is the source of this 2835-nucleotide messenger RNA. It is a transcript of the gene MAGOH, whose product is annotated as mago homolog, exon junction complex subunit. The record is from RefSeq and is a predicted model, not a curated record. The transcript is spliced from 5 exons. Lineage: Eukaryota; Metazoa; Chordata; Mammalia; Artiodactyla; Bovidae. Gene Ontology annotation, cellular component: catalytic step 2 spliceosome; exon-exon junction complex; nucleus. Gene Ontology annotation, biological process: RNA splicing. Bases 2268 to 2660 code for a protein of 130 amino acids.